UUUCUGACAUUUUCCUUUCGCACACCUAUUACUCUAAAAGUGUACACGUUUUUGCUGCAAAUUUCAAGAAAUCGAAGUUUGAGCUUUAAUUUAGUAAAAUUUCAUUAGAAAUAUCUAAAAUAUUAAGAACAUAUUACGAAAAUGGCGUUGACUUCACGUUUUUAUAGCGAAAAAUAUCCCGAAGUUGAAGAUGUUGUAAUGGUGAAUGUGUUAUCCAUAGCUGAAAUGGGUGCAUACGUCCAUCUGCUAGAGUACAACAACAUAGAAGGAAUGAUUCUGUUGUCAGAGUUGUCUCGUCGUCGUAUUCGUUCCAUUAAUAAAUUGAUUCGCGUUGGCAAAACCGAACCUGUUGUAGUGAUACGUGUAGACAAAGAGAAAGGUUACAUUGACUUGUCCAAGCGUCGUGUAUCAGCGGAGGAUGUUGAGAAGUGCUCUGAACGUUUCGCAAAAGCAAAGGCGGUGAAUUCUCUACUAAGACACGUAGCCGAUAUUCUUGAGUAUGACUCAAGUGAAAAAUUAGAAGAGCUGUACUUGAAAACGGCUUGGCAUUUUGAGAAAAAAUAUAAUAGCAAGACAGUUGCUUACGAUAUCUUCAAACAAUCCGUCACAGAUCCAUCUGUAUUCGAUGAGUGUGGUUUAGAUGAACACACCAAGGAAGUGCUCUUGAACAACAUUAAGCGUAAGCUGGUUUCACCAACUGUGAAAAUCCGUGCUGAUAUUGAAUGCUCAUGCUAUGGCUAUGAGGGUAUAGAUGCAGUUAAAGCUGCAUUAAAGACAGGUCUGGAUUUGAGUACAGAAGAAUUACCUGUACGCAUCAACUUGAUUGCGCCUCCUUUGUAUGUAAUGACAACGUCUACAACUAAAAAAGCCGAAGGAUUGAAAGCGCUUGAGACAGCAAUCGAAAAUAUACGCAAUAAGAUAAUUGAAUCGGAAGGCGAAUUCAAAGUAAUAAUGCCACCAAAACUUGUUACGGCUAUUGAUGAAGCUGAUUUGGCUCGUCGGCUGGAGCGGGCAGAAGCUGAGAAUCAAGAAGUGGGUGGAGACGAUGAUGAAGAUGCGGAUGGUGACCAAGAAGGCAUGCAAUUCGAUCCAGAAAAGGAAUUCAAUCACAGAGGUGAUCGUGCCGUUGCUCAGAAUGAUAACGAAGAAGAAGAUGAUGAUGAAGAGUAGAAAGAGAUACACGUAUAGUUAUUUCCAGCGUUUAGACACCACUUGGUCUAUUUACAAGUUUGUCGCAAGCAGUAAACAAACAAAAACCAUCAUUCUUUUACAACCGAAAAGGCAAUUUUGAUAAAAUAUAGUUUAUGUAAUUACUAAAGCGUUUAAAGAAUAUGGCACAAUAUUUUUUAAAUAAAUUACUCAAGAACAAAUAAA
Molecule: messenger RNA, 1374 nt
Organism: Zeugodacus cucurbitae (melon fly)
Lineage: Eukaryota; Metazoa; Arthropoda; Insecta; Diptera; Tephritidae
Gene: eIF2alpha
Product: eukaryotic translation initiation factor 2 subunit 1
Exons: 2
Coding region: 142-1170 (342 amino acids)
Cellular component (GO): eukaryotic translation initiation factor 2B complex; multi-eIF complex; eukaryotic translation initiation factor 2 complex
Molecular function (GO): ribosome binding; translation initiation factor activity; RNA binding
Source: RefSeq, a predicted model, not a curated record